UAUAAUUAUUAUUAACAAAAGAAAAUGAUGCAGCACAGCGCUCUACUACCUCUGGCCCUCGUGCUGAUCUCCUGCGGAGCAGCAUUCGCCUGCCAUGGCAAGCUGAUCGCAUCGGGCAUCACCGCCGAGGAGAGAUCAAUCAUCUUGCAGGAACACAAUCGCCUCAGGCAACUCGUUGCCACGGGCCGCUAUCCGGGCCAGCCGGGCGCCGAGAAUAUGCGCGAGAUCGUCUGGGACGACGAGCUGGCCGCCCGCGCCCAGCAAUGGGCGGACAACUGUCAGUUCCGGCACGAUCCGCACCGCACAAUAAAUCGCUUUACCAUGGGCCAGAAUCUGGCUGUCAUCUGGAGCACUGCGCCACUGGAUCCCGACGAUGGCGAUUUCCCAUCGCGCAUCCAGAACUGGUUCAACGAGGUGCAAAAGUAUUCGUUCGGCGAUGCCUGGUCGCCCAAGACGGGCCACUACUCCCAGCUCGUGUGGGGCGAGACCAGCCUGGUGGGCUGUGGCUUUGCCGAGUACAAGGAUACGAUCAAGUACAACAAGCUCUACGUGUGCAACUAUGGACCGGGUGGCAACGUAGUUGGCUACAAUCCCUAUGAGGUGGGCAAGCCAUCGUGCGCCACCUACGGCAUGAAGCCCUCGUCACGGUACCAGGGACUGUGCGCCGCGCCAGGCGCUGUGCCGGCGGCCCCCAACAGCGUCUAUGGUGGCAACACAAUUGAAACGUAUGAAUACAGCUACAGUUCUUCAGCUAGCAAGAGCAACAGCAACAGCAACAACAACAAGCCGACUAACAACAUUAACAAGAGCCUAUUAGCAAACAGCAAACAGAGCAACCAAAACCAAAACCAAAAUAAUCCCAAUCAACAAUUUACCCCCUCCUCCUCCUCCCAAUUCCCUAAACAGGCAGCACCACCAUCUCCACCAGCAGCACCAGCAGCAGCAGCAGCAUCGACGACGUCAGGCGGUAGCUCCUUUGGCACCCAGGCACGUGGCAGUAGCCAGGCCCAUACAACGGAGAGGAAUCAGAGGCAUUCCGGUCGGUAUUACCACAAGCUCGAGGCAUAUCGUCCCAGUGCAACGGAGUUCCAGAAGGCCGUACAGAAGCACACUAUACUACGCACCCAUAUAGAUCAGAAUCCGAGCGAGGAGAAGCAGCAGGAUGCGGCAGCGGCAGCGGCAGCGCAGGACGCGCCUGUGUCCAGCACACCGAAGCCCAGUCGUGGCUGGAGCCUUUUGAGUUGGCGUGGCUAGAGAGAUGGACUCAGCUCCUCCCACUGCCCAGCACUGCCAUGCAACCAAUAUGCCGCAGAAUGUAUUAGCUCACCCGCCCAGUAAUAA
Molecule: messenger RNA, 1341 nt
Organism: Drosophila arizonae
Lineage: Eukaryota; Metazoa; Arthropoda; Insecta; Diptera; Drosophilidae
Cellular component (GO): extracellular region
Source: RefSeq, a predicted model, not a curated record